CGCCGCCCCGUAGGAAUCUCCGCGGCCCCGGGGCCGCUUGCUUCCUGUUUGUCGGACGAGGAGACAUGGCGGCGGCGCCGGCGGCUGUUGGGUCUGGGGUCGGCCGAGGGCGACGGGCGGCGGCAACUGUGGCGGCUUGGGGCGGAUGGGGCGGCCGGCCGCGGCCUGGUAACAUUCUGCUGCAGCUGCGGCAGGGCCAGCUGACCGGCCGGGGCCUGGUCCGGGCCGUGCAGUUCACUGAAACUUUUUUGACGGAGAGGGACAAACAGUCCAAAUGGAGUGGAAUUCCUCAGCUGCUCCUUAAGCUGUAUGCAACCAGCCACCUCCACAGUGACUUCAUUGAGUGCCAGAACAUCCUCAAGGAAAUUUCUCCUCUUCUCUCGAUGGAGGCUAUGGCAUUUGUUACUGAAGAGAGGAAACUUACCCAAGAAACCACUUAUCCAAAUACUUAUAUUUUUGAUUUGUUUGGAGGUGUUGAUCUCCUUGUAGAAAUUCUUAUGAGGCCUACAAUCUCUAUUCGGGGACAGAAACUGAAAAUAAGUGAUGAAAUGUCCAAGGACUGUUUGAGCAUCUUGUAUAAUACCUGUGUCUGUACGGAAGGGGUUACAAAGCGUUUGGCUGAAAAGAAUGACUUUGUGAUCUUCCUGUUUACACUGAUGACGAGUAAGAAGACAUUCUUACAGACAGCAACCCUCAUUGAAGAUAUUUUGGGUGUUAAAAAGGAAAUGAUCCGACUAGAUGAAGUCCCCAAUCUGAGUUCCUUAGUAUCCAAUUUCGAUCAGCAGCAGCUUGCUAAUUUCUGCCGGAUUCUGGCUGUCACCAUUUCAGAGAUGGACACAGGGAAUGAUGACAAGCAUACGCUUCUGGCCAAAAACGCUCAGCAGAAGAAGAGCUUGAGCUUGGGGCCUUCUGCAGCUGAAAUCAACCAAGCGGCCCUUCUCAGCAUCCCUGGCUUUGUCGAGCGGCUUUGCAAGCUGGCAACUCGAAAGGUGUCAGAGUCAACGGGCACAGCCAGCUUCCUUCAGGAGUUGGAGGAGUGGUACACCUGGCUAGACAAUGCUUUGGUGCUAGAUGCCCUGAUGCGAGUGGCUAAUGAGGAAUCUGAGCACAAUCAAGCCUCCAUUGUGCUCCCUCCUCCAGGGGCUUCGGAGGAAAAUGGCCUGCCUCACGCUUCUCCUAGGACCCAGCUGCCUCAGUCAAUGAAGAUCAUGCAUGAGAUCAUGUACAAACUGGAGGUGCUCUAUGUCCUCUGCGUGUUGCUGAUGGGGCGCCAGCGAAACCAGGUUCACAGAAUGAUUGCGGAGUUCAAGCUGAUCCCCGGGCUGAACAAUUUGUUUGACAAACUGAUUUGGAGGAAGCAUUCAGCAUCUGCCCUUGUCCUCCACGGUCACAACCAGAACUGUGACUGCAGCCCGGACAUCACCUUGAAGAUUCAGUUUUUGAGGCUCCUCCAGAGUUUCAGCGACCACCAUGAGAACAAGUAUCUACUGCUCAACAACCAAGAGCUGAAUGAACUCAGCGCCAUCUCUCUCAAGGCCAACAUCCCCGAGGUGGAAGCCGUCCUCAACACUGACAGGAGUUUGGUGUGUGAUGGGAAGAGGGGCUUACUAACUCGUCUGCUGCAGGUCAUGAAGAAGGAGCCAGCGGAGUCAUCUUUCAGGUUUUGGCAAGCCCGGGCUGUGGAGAGUUUCCUCCGAGGGACCACCUCCUAUGCAGACCAGAUGUUCCUGCUGAAGCGAGGCCUUCUGGAGCACAUCCUCUACUGCAUUGUGGACAGUGAGUGCAAGUCGCGGGAUGUGCUCCAGAGUUACUUUGACCUCCUGGGGGAGCUGAUGAAGUUUAAUGUUGAUGCAUUCAAGAGAUUUAAUAAAUACAUCAACACGGAUGCAAAGUUCCAGGUGUUCCUGAAGCAGAUCAACAGCUCGCUGGUGGACUCCAACAUGCUGGUGCGCUGCGUCACUCUGUCACUGGACCGAUUCGAAAACCAGGUGGACAUGAAAGUUGCAGAGGUCCUGUCCGAGUGCCGCCUGCUUGCCUACAUAUCCCAGGUGCCCACACAGAUGUCCUUCCUCUUCCGCCUCAUCAAUAUCAUCCACGUGCAGACGCUGACCCAGGAGAAUGUCAGCUGCCUGAACACCAGCCUGGUGAUUCUGAUGCUGGCCCGACGGAAAGAGCGGCUGCCCUUGUACCUGCGGCUGCUGCAGCGGAUGGAGCACAGCAAGAAGUACCCUGGCUUCCUGCUCAACAACUUCCACAACCUGCUGCGCUUCUGGCAGCAGCAUUACCUACACAAGGACAAGGACAGCACCUGCCUGGAGAACAGCUCCUGCAUCAGCUUCUCAUACUGGAAAGAGACCGUGUCCAUCCUGUUGAACCCGGACCGCCAGUCACCCUCUGCCCUUGUCAGCUACAUCGAGGAGCCCUACAUGGACAUAGACAGGGACUUCACCGAGGAGUGAUCUUGGGCCAGGCCUCGGGAGGCUGCUGGGCCUGGGCCAGUGCGGGUGACCGUGGGUACGUGUGCCUCACGCCCUGCCCUGUCCCGUCCUCCCCCGCCC
Molecule: messenger RNA, 2558 nt
Organism: Mesoplodon densirostris (Blainville's beaked whale)
Lineage: Eukaryota; Metazoa; Chordata; Mammalia; Artiodactyla; Ziphiidae
Gene: TRPC4AP
Product: transient receptor potential cation channel subfamily C member 4 associated protein
Exons: 19
Coding region: 66-2459 (797 amino acids)
Biological process (GO): ubiquitin-dependent protein catabolic process
Cellular component (GO): Cul4A-RING E3 ubiquitin ligase complex
Molecular function (GO): phosphatase binding
Source: RefSeq, a predicted model, not a curated record